UAAAUUGUUUUAUCCUAAAUGGACGCGGAACAUAGUGAUGAUUGGGGUGUCGGUGGUGAAUUGGAAUUGGCUCAAGACUUCGAAGUUAUCGAUCUUAAUGAAUUUGAUUCUAGUUGUGGUUACGUUUCGGAAGCAGAUGACUCAACAUAUAUCUCUUCGUUUCUUAAUGGUCUCGUAACUGAUGAAACUCUUUAUUCACGAUAUUUGAAUGGGAUUAUCAGUUUUGAUGAUUUGAUGCGUGAAAUGCACCACUCUACUACUGUGGAUAAUGAUUCUUGCCACAGUAGUGAUUCAGACUGUUCUAGCAAAAACGACGAUUCUGAAUAUUCUACACGACCUAGGAGAUCUAAAAGACGACAAAAUCCUGAUACAGUUGGAAAGAAAAAACUGAAAUUGAGAGGACCACUUAUUUCUAAACGUGCUCGAUUACCAAUUGAGUUAGCACAAUAUCUUGGAGAAGCUGAAAGACAUUUGAACAAUGAUGAAUUUGAACACGCUGAACGUAUUUGCUAUCAGAUCAUUGACACAGCUCCCCAAGCUUCCCAACCAUAUAUUGUUUUGGCCGAAAUUAGUUUUCGUCGUGGGAAUCAAGAAAAAGCCAAAGAAUUUUUAUAUCAAGCUGCUCAGAGAAACCCAUCCGAUAAAAAUACAUGGCUUACUCUAGUGGACUGGGCUGAAGAAGCUGAGGAUUUCCCUCUUGCUAUACACUAUGCACGACAGGCCCUUCGAAGAAAUCGAGCUGAUACAUCAUUACGCCAACGUCUUAUAGACUUAUGUCAUGUAGCUGGUCGAAGCAGAGAGGCAUUACAGUUACGUUUGGCCGCUCUUUCAGUUACUCCGGAGUCGACGGGUGAGAAACAAUUUGAAGUUGCUCGAGAGCUAGCCGAUCAAUUUUUCAAACUACUUGAUCCACACAACUCGGUAAAGGCGUAUGAAAAUGCUUUUGAACAAUACCCAGAUCAUGGAACGGAUAAUGAUCGAAAUUCGGCCUUAUCGAUUUUGUUUCAAAUGAAACGUUAUGAUCAAGCUCUAAAGUUUUUUACUUCCUUCUGUGGUGUCAAACUGUAUUUGAAUUCUGGGGAUUUAUUUGAUAUGGACAGACAUUCAUCGAAGUUGUCGUCUGUGGAGAAAUUUAAAAGAUGUGAAUUCCCUGAUAAUAUGCCUGUUGAAUUACAGUUGAAAUUGUUUCUUAUUUUUGCACAUCUGGGACUUGGCCCAUUAGUCGUGUCCCGUGUUGAAUCAACGUACACAAAUGAAAAUAUUGCAAAAUAUUCUAAUUGGCUUUUGGAUAUCGUUGUCGCUUACAAAGAGAAAAAUUUAUACUCCAUAUCGAUUCAGCUUAUUCUGAAACUCAAAAAGUCAAAUGUUACCUGUAAGUUGGUACAAGUUUGGACAUUACUGGCUGAAUGUUAUUUAGAAGCAGGUGAAACAGAAAGUGCCAUCAAAGCCUAUCGCCAUGUCAUAGAAAAUCUUGAUCCUCGGCAUACCGGCGCACGUCUGGGUCUUGUAAAUCUUCUUAGACGCCUUGGUAGGAAUCAGGAGGCUUUAAAGUUCUUAAAUCCCUCAAAUUUAGUUCAGAAAGGUGUUAAACCCGAAAUAUCUUUGACCGAACAGUGUGAUUUAAUUGUACAGAAAAGAGAAAAAUCUCCAUUGAAAUCCAGUCACAGAUCAACUGUUAGAUCAUUUGUUUCUUCUGACUUACGAAAAACUUCAGUUGUUGGUGACAUCGAUAGCGAUGAAUGUUCUGUUGAGAAAGUUUGUCUAGAUAGCGACUGGCUCGAUGCAUCAGCUAACCUUGUCUCCCGUGAUCAUGUGGCAUACAGAUUAGCCUACGAACGUUGUCGAAUGCUUGAUACACCAGAAAGUGUAGAUUCAUUUUUAGAAGAAGCUUGGGCUUUGCUGUUUAGUGAUGUGACACGUGUUUGCGGACCUAGAUUUACUCAACUUGCCUUAACUCUUGAUAGUGAACAGCAUCGAAAAUUAGUGAUUGACCGACUAGCUUCUGUUGCUCCAGCAUUGACUGAUACAUUAUCUAACCAGAUAGACGCUGAACGCUCAACUACAGAAACAAAUGGUGUAAGCAGCUCAGAUAUUUGGGGAUUAUUUUUGCGUGUUGUGGAUGUGUUACGUGCUCGUUUGCCAAAAUCAUUGCCCCAAUUGGAAACAGCUACUGCAUGGGCUUCUUUAUUACCUCAUGUUCAAGGCAAUGAUCUACGUCGGUUAGCUGCAAGUCAUCUUUUAAUUAGUUCUUCACUUAUUGCACGUCAUGGCACGCCAGCAUUUUUGGAACUACGAAAAAUUCAAAAGCAGUGGAGUGAAUAUAACCAGUAUUGGAAUGUGAUGAAUCUGGCAAUCACUCUUUCACGUGAUUUUAAACAUUGUAGAUUUUUGGAUCGUUUAGUUACUAAAGAUAGUUUGAAUUUGGCUAUCGGUACUAUUGCUAGUAGUGACACUUUGGUUCGAGGUUCAUAUCGUUAUGCUAUUGCCCGACUAAUCAACAUGAGAGAAAAAUUUCCGGACGAUGCACUUCUUACUUUAUUACUCGCUGUUGGCUUCCUAAGUAUGUCCAUGCAAAAACACAUUGGUUCACGUCAUCUUGCUGUUUUACAGGCUGUUGGUUUUCUUGGGGAAUAUAAACGUUUACGUGGUGAUUGUCAGGAGGUUUACUACAAUAUAGCACGUGCUUGUCAUCAACUUUGUAAGUUUACUGGCAUUCUAUUUUCAAAAAUCCUGACUUGAAUACAUAUCUUCAUCAAACGAUAGUAUCAUUCCCCGUGGUGAUGUCCUUCGUUUUCUCAGUCAACUGACUGAUGGUAAUCUGAUGGAUUAUAGAAUGCUCUUUUGUAGCUUUUUUUUAUUAGGAGGAAUUGAGGCCUUUGAUCAUUGGUUGUAAUGUCCUUUACUUGGACACAUAAACGUUUUAAGAGUAAAUUAGUGAUCUUUUUUCAUUCGGCUACAUGAAUACCAUUUUCACCCUUUAUCAGUUGUCUCAUUAUUUUUGUGAUAGUUUCACCAUAAGUAACCAAAAAUUUAAGCAUUUUAUUGAUGUAUGCUUUCACCAUAAAAUCAUAUUUUAAGUUAUAUCUCCUAUUGUUUAUUUUUAUUUCACAUGGUUGUUGGUAUUCUUGCAGCCAUUUAUAAUUUCUUAAUUCAAAAUUCCUUAAUCCCCUAUACAGCUGUAGAGUGUAGUUCUAUUGUAAGGUCACAUACAAAUUAGAAUCUUUGAUUUUAUGACUGGGUACUAUAUGACUAGGACAACGGGUUCAUAGUCCUAACAAUUUUAUUCACCCAAUAGUAAAAAUAGCGAAAUGUAAUUAAAGUUUAAAGUGACUCAUACUUUUCCGACUGAAAUUAUCAUGGAUAUUAAUACAAGUUUUUAAUCUGUACACUUUUCAUAGUUUUUUGGGCGUCUACUUCUGUUUCUAACAAAGGUUUAAGCAGGAGCGUCUCCAUCAUCAUUAUCUGUUUUCUAACGAAACAUUUUAAAAUGAGGUUGUUCGAAGGUACAUUUUACUAACGCAUACUUAAUGUAGUUUGUGUAUGUUUCGGCUUGAGUUAUUUUAAUCUCUGUUUUGUUUAGUUCAAAACUAAAUGUAAAAUAGACAUUUGUAUCUACUAAACAAAGUUCUUCCAAACAGUUAUUUUUGCGUUAUUUGUGGAUAUCAAUGAGUCAAAUUGAAGCAGGUUAUAGUGUUUAUCUUAUAUGGUUUGUUAAAUAGAAAUUUAUUUUUAUAUCUCUUCUCUGUCUGUCAUUGACAAGCAUAUUAAUAUGUUAAUCAGACCACAUCGUUUGUAAACAUUUGCAGGGAAAAUUCACGAGAGAACAGCUUUCAGAUUGAUUAUUUCUUGUUAAACUUAAGAUUUAUUAACGGAUGAACAUGAGCUUAGUUUGUAAAAACAAUAUUAGUUUUCCUACCUCGUCUUUCUGUGGUAUAUUUUAUGGUUGACAUGUAGUUAACUAUCAUCGGUACUGUACUAAAUAGGCACUUUUUUUAAAUUCAGCAAUCACUCAUAUGGCUAUUCACUAUUAUGAAAAAGUUCUUGAUAUGGAGCCUAUUGGAAACAAUCCUGAAGAGAAGUCUCUUACUAAUCUGUAUAAAGAAGCUGCUUUCAAUUUAGCUCUUUUGUAUCGAACUAAUGGGAAUCCAUCAAUGGCUCGUCAUAUACUCCAAAAAUAUGUUGUCAUCUAAUAAUGUGUUUAUAUUUUUUAUGAUUUAUUUACUUUUUACACACAAUAGUAUAUAUAAAAGUCUAACUCAAGCUUUUAAUUUCCCUUAAGAUCUGUUUUAAAUCAA
Schistosoma bovis is the source of this 4295-nucleotide messenger RNA. The record is from the annotation of a GenBank genome assembly. NCBI's taxonomy places the organism in Eukaryota, Metazoa, Platyhelminthes, Trematoda, Strigeidida, Schistosomatidae.